This is a messenger RNA of Anopheles coustani, 1239 nucleotides long. RefSeq names its product alpha-tocopherol transfer protein-like. Gene Ontology annotation, cellular component: membrane. Lineage: Eukaryota; Metazoa; Arthropoda; Insecta; Diptera; Culicidae. The transcript has 4 exons. Gene Ontology annotation, molecular function: phosphatidylinositol bisphosphate binding. The record is from RefSeq and is a predicted model, not a curated record. The coding region runs from base 227 to 1174 and encodes 315 amino acids.
AAACAACAUCUGCAGUAGCUGUUUGAAGUGCAUCGAGAGUUACAUUAGUUUUGAAGUAAAAUGUAGUAAAUCUUACGAAAUUUUGGAACAAGUCUUUGUGCUAUUAUAUGGAAAAGGUGUUUGGGGCUGAACGACGAGCUUAUGGCUCGGCACUUAUGAAAGUAUUAUUUGAAGUUCGACUGACCUAGGGUAUCGUUGGGCGGAUUGCGUACACCGUCUUACUAAAAUGUCUCAAAUUCGUCCCGUGUCCUCGCUAUUGAAGGAAGUAGCUGAACGGGAACUCAACGAAGAUGAAUCUCAGAUCGAGAGUCAUCUGUCAGUAAUUCGAACGUGGCUUGCUGAACGUGGACUACAGUGCGAAAUAGUUGAUGAUCAGUUUUUGAUAGCCUUCCUCCGUGGGUGCAAGUUCAGUUUAGAAAAGGUGAAGAAAAAAAUACUUCUGUUUCAUGAGAUCCGUUACCAGUUACCGCAAGUAAUUCAAAAUCGUGACCCAGAGGAUGAGAAGACCAUCAAAGUUAUACGUAUGGGCGUUGCUGUGCCUCUCCCUAGCACAACAAAGCCCACCGAUCCAAAGCUGUUUAUCAUUCGAGUUGGACAUUUCAACACCGAGCAAUGCAGUUUUGCAGACGUUAUGAAAGUCGGAACUAUGAUCAACGAUAUUCUGAUGCGUGAAGACGACCAGAUGGUAAUUUGCGGCAUGACCCUUGUAAUAGAUCUCAAAGGGGUCUCUGCUGGUCACUUGAUGCAAUUAGAAAUAGAACUUUUACGAAAAAUCGCCAUUCUGAACCAAGAUGCUUCACCGCUUCGAAUGCAGGGAAUUCACAUACUGAACCCACCAACAGGGGCUAAUAUUGCAUUAAAUAUCUUUAACGGGCUUCUUUCGGAAAAAAAUCGCCAUAAAAGAAUUUUUUCUCAUGACAACGGCCUUAAGUCAUUACAUCAGCAUUUUUCGCCUGAACUGCUUCCAAAAGAAUAUGGAGGUAAUCUAGAGUCAAUUGACAAUAUUGUAAAGCAGUGGGAGAAUAAGCUGAAAGAUAAUCGUUUAUAUCUGCUGGAAAUGGCUGCAAUGAGCUCAAAAAAAGUUUCAUCAUCUUCUGGUACAACUGCGAUCAAUUGCUCCAUGGAAGAUUCUUUUGGAACUGACGGAAGCUUUAGGAAGCUUAGUUUUGACUGAAUACAAACAUUUUCCCUAUUCUAACAUUGCAAAUGAAAUACUAGAAACCUGAAAAUAAACUUACA